Molecule: messenger RNA, 1704 nt
Organism: Didymosphaeria variabile
Lineage: Eukaryota; Fungi; Ascomycota; Dothideomycetes; Pleosporales; Didymosphaeriaceae
Exons: 4
Coding region: 1-1704 (567 amino acids)
Molecular function (GO): oxidoreductase activity
Source: RefSeq, a predicted model, not a curated record
AUGGGAAACAAAAAUCAUACGAACGCCGCAGUGGUCAUUAUCGGUGGUGGUAUCAGCGGGAUGUGCAUGGCCAUCGAUCUGCUAAAGCGCAACAAAUGCCGUAACUUCAUCAUCCUUGAAAAGUCAGCAGGUCUAGGAGGCACUUGCUACUCCUUUGCUCAAAACCCAGACUGGACACGCGAAUACCCUGGUCAAGAAGAGAUACUAGCUUACCUUCAGCGCGUUGCUCAAGAGUACCAGCUGCUGCAACAUUUCCGGUUCAAUACUGAGGUCGUUGACGCAAGUUGGGACAAAGGAGCCCAGAAAUGGAUGGUCCAAGUCAAGACUGCCCCGGGGAGCAAAGAGGCCGAAUACCAUCCUGACUAUGAGAUUAAGACAGAUUUCCUGGUCAGCGCUGUUGGGCAGCUCAAUGUGCCACACUGGCCUGAGAUCCAGGGCAUCGAGAACUUCAAUGGCAAGAAGAUGCACUCAGCAAGGUGGGACUGGUCAUAUGAUGUAGCUGAUAAGAAGAUUGCGCUUGUGGGAAAUGAAAUCGCCAAAGUGGCCAAGCAUGUCACUGUUUUCCAGAGGACCCCAAAUUGGGUUGUUCCACGACUCGACGCGCCCGUUAGCGCAACCUGGCGCAACAUCUAUCGCUACGUACCCGGCGUGAUGGCCAGGAAACGAGCUGCGAUCAUGGACUUCAGGGAGUCGACGUAUGGAUUCAUUGAGAGCGCAGAUUCAGAUAUGUCCAAAUUGUACACGAGCAGGUCCAAGGAGAUGCUGCACACUCAGCUGCCAGACCGGCCAGAUCUACAAGAGAAGUUAAUCCCAAAGUAUCAGCUUGGCUGCAAGCGAAUCAUCAUCAGUGACGACUAUUUCCCAGCUCUGGGCCAGGAUAAUGUCACGCUAGAAACGCGACCUAUCAAGAGCAUAGACGGCAGCUCAGUCAAGGUUGCUGGUGACAAUGAUGAGGUAGUCUCAGCACGAGAUGAUUACGACCUGCUGGUCUGUGCAACUGGAUUCAAAACCGUGGACUUCAUGCACCCCAUCCAGCUCUUUGGUAAGAACGGUCAUCAUAUCGGAGAUGUUUGGAAGGAUGGAGCGAAGGCGUUCUACGGCAUCACAGUGGAGGACAUGCCUAACUUUGGCAUGCUCUACGGUCCGAACACCAAUCUUGGCCACAACAGCAUUAUCCUGAUGAUCGAAGCUCAAUCACGCUACAUCAACGGUUUGAUAACCCCUGUGCUCGAGGCACGGAAGAAGGGCAAAGCGUUGAGCCUGACGCCAAAGAAGGAGCGGUUGGAAGAGUACAAUGCCCAGCUUCAGAAGGAGUUGCGGAACAGCACGUUUAAUGAUCCGAAUUGCCAGUCAUGGUACAAAAACGAGAAGGGCAUCAUCACCAACAAUUGGUCUAAGACCGUGGUGGAGUACCAGAAGAUGGUUCAAGACGUCAACUUCGAAGAUUAUGUCGUAGAUGGAAGUGGCAUAGACGAGGCGGAAAGAAGAAAGACCAUACAUGUGGGAAGAGUGAAAGAAGAAUCGACUGAAGGCAAGAAAAUGGUCAUCGUGUUUCCUGGUGCACUACAAAUGCCGUUGAUGUUGGGGCGAUCUGGCAUUGGUAACCCUGACAUCUUGAAGAAGGCUGGAAUCGAACUUGUCUCCGAUCUUCCUGCGGUUGGUGAAAACUAUCGAGAACACCACCUCGUCAUACGCGCGUACUAA